Messenger RNA from Hemicordylus capensis (graceful crag lizard), 4605 nucleotides. It is a transcript of the gene SLC43A2, whose product is annotated as solute carrier family 43 member 2. The record is from RefSeq and is a predicted model, not a curated record. The transcript is spliced from 14 exons. The coding region runs from base 108 to 1853 and encodes 581 amino acids. Gene Ontology annotation, molecular function: L-amino acid transmembrane transporter activity; neutral L-amino acid transmembrane transporter activity. Gene Ontology annotation, biological process: neutral amino acid transport; transmembrane transport. Lineage: Eukaryota; Metazoa; Chordata; Lepidosauria; Squamata; Cordylidae.
AAGCAGCGCCGCGCAGCUGCCGGGGCCAAGCGAGCGCCGAGCGGGGCCGGGCAGCAGCAGCAGGAGGCGGCAGCACAGGUGAGGAGGACCCCCCCGUUGACAUCAAGAUGGCCCCCACACUAGCCACUGCCCACCGGCGUCGCUGGUGGAUGGCCAUCACAGCCGUGGUGGAGAACCUCUUCUUCUCGGCGGUCCUCCUGGGCUGGGGGUCCCUGCUCAUCAUGCUCAAAUCGGAGGGCUUCUACGCUUACCUGUGUCACCUGCCAGAUAACUCGACCGCUGUGGCCAAUUCCAACUCGUCAACGGGCAACCAGACGCCGGCACACGAGCCGACCCACGAAGCGGCACACGAGCCGGUGGUGCGCAUGAACGGCUGGCUCAUUUGCAAGGAGCAGGACGAGAUGCUGAACUUGGCCUUCACGGUGGGCUCCUUCCUGCUGAGCGCCAUCACCUUGCCCCUGGGCAUCGUCAUGGACAAAUACGGCCCGCGGAAGCUGCGGCUGCUGGGCAGCGCCUGCUUUGCCGUGUCGUGCGUCAUGAUUGCCUAUGGAGCCAGUAACCCAGACUCUCUGUCGGUCCUGAUUUUCAUCUCGCUCUCCUUGAACGGCUUUGGGGGGAUGUGCAUGACCUUCACGUCUCUCACGCUACCCAACAUGUUUGGUGACCUGCGUUCCACCUUCAUCGCCCUCAUGAUUGGCUCCUACGCCUCUUCGGCUGUGACGUUCCCAGGGAUCAAGGUCAUCUAUGACUUUGGGGUCUCCUUCAUCGUCAUCCUGGUCGUCUGGGCCUGCUGUGCGGGCCUGGUCUUCUUCAACUGCUUCUUCAACUGGCCCCUUGAGCCCUUCCCAGGCCCAGAAGAUAUGGACUACACGGUCAAGAUCAAGUUCAGCUGGCUGGGGUUCGACCACAAGAUCACCGGGAAGCAGUUCUACAAGCAGGUGACGACGGUAGGCCGCCGCCUGAGCGUGGGCAGCUCCAUGAAGAGCCAGAAGGAAGUCGCGACCCUCCAGGAGGGCAACAAACUGUGCCUUUCGACCGUGGACCUGGAAGUGAAGUGUGAAGCGGAUAGUGCAGCGUCCCCGUCUUUUAUGCACAGCGUCUUCAGCCCCAUCCUGCUGCUCAGCCUGAUCACCAUGUGCGUCACGCAGCUCCGGCUUAUUUUCUACAUGGGCGCCAUGAACAACAUCCUGGAGUUUCUCGUGGACGGGGAUUUGGAGACAGUGGGUCUCUACACCUCCAUCUUUGGAGUCCUCCAGCUGCUGUGCCUGCUGACGGCUCCGGUGAUCGGCUACAUCAUGGACUGGAAGCUGAAGGAGUGUGACGACGGCUCGGACGAGGGCGACGAAGCGGACCCCGCUCCGGGCAGCAAGAAGAAGAAACGCCGAGACCGGCAGACCCAGAAGAUCAUCAACGCCACCCGGGCCUUUGCGUUCACCAACCUGCUGCUGGUGGGCUUCGGGGUCACCUGCCUGAUCCCCAACCUGCCUUUACAGAUCCUUUCCUUCAUUCUGCACACGAUUGUCCGAGGGUUCAUCCAUUCUGCCACGGGCGGCCUCUACGCAGCCGUGUACCCCUCCACGCAGUUUGGCAGCUUGACGGGACUUCAGUCGCUUGUGAGUGCCCUCUUCGCGCUCCUGCAGCAGCCCCUCUUCGUGGCCAUGAUGGGCCCCCUGAAUAAAGACCCUCUCUGGGUCAACGUGGGCCUCCUUGGGCUGAGCAUGCUGGGCUUCUGCCUGCCGCUGUACCUGAUCUGCUACAGGCGCCGGCUGGAGCGGGAGAAGCAGCAGAAGAGCGACGACGAGAAGCUCUUCCUCAAGAUCAACGGCACGCCCCACGAGGAGGUCUUUGUCUAGGGGGCCCCCCGGGGGCCCGUCUCGGCCAUUCCUGCUGGCACUGCCUCCUCCACCCGCGCCGGCCCUCGAGCUCCCCGCCUCGGCCUCCGGUGCACAGACAGGCGGCUCGCUUCUCCUGCCCCCCUGCUUCGUGCCCCCCUGCUCGCUGGGGCCUCUUCGGCGGCCGUCGCCUGGCUGUGGCACCCCCUGCUCACGGGACGUCUGGAUCGCUGGCCUGGGAGCGGCGGCCGGAUCCUGCACACCCCAGGCCAUGGUACUGUCCACUCGGCAGCGUUUCUUGCCUGGCGUGCAGGAGGGCCCCCCACACCCCCCUCGGCUCCCCACCUGACCCUGCCCACCUCCACAGCGAAGCUUGCACCUGCGCGGGACGCAGACGCGCUCUCUCUCUCUGGCAACGCACACCCCCUGCGCCACUCCUGAGGCCCGGAAGCGCACCCCCUCCUGCUGCUGUCUCGUGUGAGCCUGGGCUUGGUUGCCGACAGCCCGUCGGGGCAGGGAGGGCAAGCUGCGUCCGAGCUGAGCUCGGCGGCGGGGUGAGAAAUGGCCCGACGGACUCUGCCCCUGUGUCCAAGGAGAGCCUGCCCUCCGGGCCUCUGCCUGAUGCCCUGGACGCACCGUGGGGUCCUGGGCCAGCGCCUCUCUCCCUCCCGGCCUGGGCUGAGCGCUUCAGGAGGCGGGGCGGUUGAAGGGAGUCUUUGGGGAGUGGGCGGCAGGGACCCCUCUGUGCCCCUGUUCCCUCCCCUCCGAGGCGGUUUUUCUCAGUGCUCCAGGGAGCGCGCAUGCUGCAAGGGCCACUUGGGCUGGAUCCUGCCAGCGGAAGGAAGGAACGGGAGCAGCCGGUGUCACGAGGCUCGCUGUCCCUGACGGACUCGGUCACUGCUGUGCCACAGAAGCCGGCCGGCCGGCGCCAUUUAGCUGGACCUGAAUGGAGAGCUGUCCGGGUGGGCCUUGCCCUCUUCUUGCGGGGAGGGGGCGCCCGCACUUCCUGCACGGAGCAGCUGGGCUGACUUUGGAAAGCAAUAAACGUGUGCCCGGGAGCGGGCCGGGGGCCGGUGCUGAGCCAGGCUGCAGAGGAACUGGAAGAGGCACGGCCUGGAUCCGUCCUCCUCCUCCGGCACACUCAAGCUUGCCGUUGGGUCCCUUUCCCACCAGGAGGGUUCUCUCCUCCUCCAGGCUGCCACCACCAAGUCUAAUGGGGUGCCAGGGUCUGGAUGUCAGUUCCAGGGAGCAUGGAGAGGUUGAGAUCCAAAGUUCUUUCCUCCCCAGGUGCAGCACAGCCGGGAUGUCAGGUGCAGGGCCCGGCUCCUCUUUGCUCCACAGUGCGGAUUUCCCCCAAAGCCUUUCCCGAACAGGGCUACACACAGGCAUUUACGGUUGCUGUUUGAGACAUGCCCAGAGCACACCAAGGAAUCACUGAUGUGUCCAAAGGGUGAUUCUGAGGGUAACGGAAUCAGGCAUGUUUCCAUGGGUUUCAAGGACUGUACCCAAUAUCCAUAAGCACAUUUUCACUGGGAUGUGGUAGGAUUAGAAUUGUGCUUUUAAUUGGAAUUCUAAUGAUUUGUUUUAAUAACUCUUUUAUGCCAUUGUUUUUAUUGUUUCGUGGAUUUUAAUCUGACUUUUUAUAUAUUGUGUUAAAUUUUGUACACCGCCUAUAGAUGUACAUAUCAGGUGGUAUAAAAAUAUGAUAAAUAUAUACCCAGCGGCCAAAAAACAUCUCCUGCUGUAAGGUCACAUCUUAAUAAAACCCUCAAAUAGUAUAGUGUCUGAAAUGUGCAAAAACAAGUCCGUAAUGGAAUCAGGAUGUCUGGACGUCUUUGGAUGUCUUUGUGAUUCCGUUACUGGUGUAUUUUGCACGCUUCAGACAGUGGCCUCAUUCGCUAGUCAUUAAAAUCUAGGUUUAAUGUGGGUUACCCGCAUUAGUGUGAUUGUGUGAUUACUCUUGAGCCAUAACCACCUUGGCGUGGGUUCACACAAUAACGAUCAUGUGGUAACCCACAUUAAACCUAGAUUUUAAACGGCCAUAAUUUAAGGGUUUUGUAAAAAUAAAAAUAAUGCCUUCUCGUAGGAGAUGUUCUCUUGCCAGCGUGUGUACUUAAAAGCAAACGAGGGAUUUGCUUAUGGCUACCGUUUGUGAGAAAGUGACGAUGAUGUGCCUGAUUCCGUUACCCUUGGAGAGGCCCUAAAGCGCCCCCUGCCCAGGAUGCUUAUUUAAUUACACAUCACCCGCAUCAAGAGCCUGUGCUGAGAGCCCCCUUGCCUUUUGGAAUAGCCAUGGCACCUGGAACAUUGCUAUCUCAUCUUCCUCGGGCAUGAGGAAACCUGGUGGAGUAAGGGCGCCCUCUAGUGCACAGGAGGCCAACCUCAGGCUCACCAGCUGUUGCUGGACACGAUUCACUGCAGCUGAGUGAGGAGGAGGGGAGUUGUACUCCCAGCAGCUGAAGACCCUCCUUUCGGCUGUUCCUGCGCUACUGUGUAAAGAUAAUCCAAUGGGGGGGGGGCAUUUUUCUCCCUGGAAGAGACAUGGCCUCAUUAUUGUGUGUUUUGGAAAACCAUCCCUGCAGUGUUUCUUUUUAAACACACACACACACACAACACACACGCACAACUGUCAAACGUGCUUCAUGUGUUGCCUUCACGAAUGUCUUACUGUACUCUUGGGAAAACCAAAAGACUUAUUUCCCCCCCCUCCCCAUCUCUCCCCAGAUGUAACUCCCCCCUCCCACUUUUGGUUUCUUAAAAAGUGCAUUGUUGA